CUAUGAUGGAACCUGGUCUGUCACCUUCCACAGACCCUCUCCACCUCAACACCAAUAGCUAUGUCAAUAACAGUAACAGCAGCUGGAGUGGCCUCAUCGAUGCUGACUCACUGAAGAGCAAUCACACCCUGACCCUCCACAACGCCCUGCUGGGGGUCUCGUUGGGAUUUCUUUCUCUCCUCACGAUCAUGAUGAACCUGCUCGUCCUCUACGCCGUGAAGAGAGAGAAGAGCCUCCACACCGUCGGGAACCUCUACAUUGUCAGCCUGUCUGUGGCAGAUCUGAUCGUGGGGACCACAGUUAUGCCUCUAAACCUGGUGUAUUUGUUGGAGGAUGAAUGGAAGCUUGGACGGGCUGUCUGCCAAUUUUGGCUUAUUAUGGACUACGUGGCUAGCACAGCCUCAAUUUUCAGCUUGUUCAUCCUGUGUUUGGAUCGGUACCGCUCUGUCAGACAGCCGCUUAAGUACCUGAAAUAUCGAACGCGGGGCAAAGCCACCAUGAUGAUUUCUGGAGCCUGGCUGCUGUCGAUGAUGUGGAUUAUUCCAAUUUUAGGAUGGAGGUCUUUCACUCAUGUAGACCUUAAACCCGAAGAGGAGAACAAGUGUGACACGGAUUUCCGCUUUGUCACGUGGUUUAAGGUUGUUACUGCCGUCUUUAACUUCUAUGUACCCUCAAUUUUGAUGCUGUGGUUUUACACGCACAUCUACUUGGCAGUACGGCAACAUCUCAGGGACAGAGAGAGAAUCAUUCAUCCAACCGACUCGUUUGGGGAAAAUGAGAAUGGACAAAAUGCCCAAACGCCUGUGAAAAUUGACCCUGGAUCGCCUAAGAGUAAAUGUAAUGUUCCAAUGAAACUCUCUAAAAAACAACGCUUGUUGGACCAGAACACUCUAGAUCAGCCAUAUUCCCUGGAAGAUCCCAAUAAAACUAAAACCUCUUCUUUCAGAUCUCACAGAAAAAUUGGUGUAAAGUGCCAGCAGACGUCAUUGCUUGCCAUGACAACAAAACGGCUCGGAAUGGGAAAAAAGGUCAAAGGCUGCUCGUUGUCCCCUGAGGGGAAGCAGUUAGAUAUUGAGAUUCCCCUGAGUCGACCUUCGGUGCCACAUGACGUUAUUUGCACAGAGGGGAAUAAUGAGAACAAACUCCAAGCGUCUUUAAAUGAAUGUCAUGUCACAGUGCCAAAGUCAGUGAGUGGAGUCUGUGAUAUCAGUCAGGUUUCAGACAUGCAGAGAUACACCUCCACGCUCUACGACAACUACGACCCAAGUCCCGCUCUGCCCUGGACCGAGGAAGGGGUCGAGGUUGACAAAUUAGACCCGGCAAAUGCCACGACUCUGAGACAGACGUGGCAACGGUUUAUUGAUCAAUCACGUCAACGUAUCCAAAGCCUGAGGAUCCACAAGGAGCACAAGGCAGCCAAGCAGUUGGGGUUUAUAAUCGCUGCUUUCUUGUUGUGUUGGAUACCCUACUUCAUAGCUUUCAUGGUAAUGGCAUUCUGCAGAGAGUGUGUGCACCAUGACCUUCACAUGUUCACAAUAUGGCUAGGUUACAUCAACUCCACUCUCAACCCUUUCAUAUACCCGCUGUGCAACGGGAACUUCAAACGAGUCUUUAAAAAUAUUCUCAAGAUUCGUUUUUGACAGAUAGUGACAGGCAAAUCAUGGGUGAGAAAUGCUGCUGAUAUUCACAGAUAGAGAGGGGACAUCUGUUAUCAAUUAAAUGUCUUAUACAUUUGUGAGCUUUUUAAGUGCCGAUGAAAUUGUAAAUGUUUUUGAGUUUCAGUUAUUUCAGUUUGUUCGAAAUCUUAUUUUUCGAACCUACUGCCCUCCGAUUCAGACUCAUGGCAACCGUUGGGGAUAAUGUCUGACAUGAAUGUUAUUUAUUGUGUCUAUGUUAUGAUAAUGAUAAGAAAGUGUGUCCAAGACCAGAGACCUUUAAACUCUAAAGAAUUUGAUCUGUCGCCCUCGGUAAACAGGAUCAUGAAUCUAGUGUAUUGGCUCUCUGGUGCAGAACGGAGGAAAACUAUGUACAAAAAUGUAUUUUUCAAGAAAUCUUUUAUUUAAUUGUUUUGCACUAUCAAUGUACAGAACCAGAGAUAUAACAUGAUACAUUAUAUAUUUUACAUUUUACAAACAUGCAUUUGUGAGCAUUUGUCACAUUGUUGUUUCAUAAAUGAAAACAGGAUAUGGGACAUUAGUCCUUCUAAUGUCAGUCCAGAGAAAACACAAAUCCUGCCAAGUGUUUGUUGAGCUGUUACCCCAGAGAGGCUGCUUUGGGAUCUGUUCAGUUGGUCCUUUAUUUCACCCUUUUAUUUAGAGUUUUUAAUAAAGCUUUGAACGAUAUAUUUGUGUUUUAACACAUCAA
Cottoperca gobio is the source of this 2364-nucleotide messenger RNA. It is a transcript of the gene hrh1, whose product is annotated as histamine receptor H1. The record is from RefSeq and is a predicted model, not a curated record. The coding region runs from base 3 to 1640 and encodes 545 amino acids. Gene Ontology annotation, biological process: adenylate cyclase-activating adrenergic receptor signaling pathway; positive regulation of MAPK cascade. Gene Ontology annotation, cellular component: plasma membrane. Gene Ontology annotation, molecular function: G protein-coupled acetylcholine receptor activity. NCBI's taxonomy places the organism in Eukaryota, Metazoa, Chordata, Actinopteri, Perciformes, Bovichtidae. The transcript has a single exon.